CACAGCGCUUUAGGAGCGGCUCCUCCCGCGCGGCUUGUCGCUGUUCGUGGUGCUGAAACGUCGCCUGCGUCGCGUCGCCCUUCCAGCGGUCGCUUCCCUCCUCGGUUCUUCUCUUCUCCUCCGACGCGCCGCUCAGCCCCGCGUCCUCCGUGCCAUGGACGGGUGGUUCCGUGUUUAGCAGCGGUAUGGAUUCGCCGUGGUGUCCCGUCCUCCUCGCUGCAUUGGCGGUGAGCCUCUGCUCCUCACCUGCCACCGCGGACAGGAAAUUUGGUUGCCUGUUUGAAGAUGAGCUGUGUUCCCCGUACGAGUUCUGCGUCAACGGUAAGACAUCAGGCCAAUGUGGCGUCAGCGCUGGUUUAAACUCUUACCAGUACGAUUUGGAACUUGAGGGGAACGUCCAUCUUUUUUUUUUUUUUUUUUCAGGUUUGACGUGGCAGGACGACAUCACCCAGCAGGUCAUCUCUCAGGAGCUCUCCAAGCUGAGGACCAUUCCUCUCCGCCACCAGGCCUCGGCGCCGGGCCCGCUGACGGCCCACAGCAGCUCCAGAGACGGGAAGCUGAGCAGGAACCUCCAGCAGUACCUGGCGGGCCUGGGCCUCCUGCCGCAGGCCGAGGGGAAACCAGGAAUUCAACGACUGGGGUCCAACGCUGAGAACGACGACAUCAAGUCUGAAGGCCUCUCACAGCCCAGCCGACCGAAGCCCCAGCAGGGCUGGAAGGAGACCACCAUCUACAGCCACCAGAAAGGAGCCGGCCGGCCCCCAGUCACAAAAGUCUUCACCCAGAGCGGCGAGGGCCGACACCCCAAGCUCGGCGCAACCUACUCCAGCCGGGAGCCGGGGGGCGGCCAACUGCUCGGCAGCCAUCUGGAGCGGCUUCUUGCCGAGGUGCCGAGCGCCCAGCAGGGCGCCCCGAGCGGCAAGCCCGCGUGGCCCGAAGAUGGGAAGCUGCGCUACCUCAGCUACGCCCGGCCGGCCCCGAGUGACCGCGUAGAGCCGCGGCCUCGCGUGGCGUUUGGACCCAAAACCCAGAAGCCCAAUCCGGACAGGCUCCUGUUCGAGGCUGGCUCAAACCAAGUGACCGCCGAGGAGCCUCACGGCGUCAUGGACGAGCGAUUCAUCCAGAGCAUGGUGAGCCAGCUGGGGAGGCACAGCAUCAACGUGGAGGCUUUGAUGGGCAAAGAUCUGGACCAGCUGGCGGGGGUCAUCAAAGGGGUCCUGCAGGAGGUGCACGAGGAACGGCCUGUGGCUGGGGCCCGGCCAGGGCAGGGACCCGCCGACUCCAGGGGGGGGGGCGCGGAGGGAGACGGGCGGACGCUGGCGGCCGUGCAACAGAGUCGACCCCAGGUCCCGAAACCCGACGAAGGGAAUGAUCUAAACGAGGAAGACACACCGAGAUGGAAACAGCAAGGGCAACAAAUAGAUGGUGCAGCCAAAGAGCCUGUUGACAAGCAUGCGGCCUUCUUCUCCAAGCUGCUGGACUACCUCAACCUGGAGGCCUUCGGUGACGCUCCAAAGGUCAACCCCGGGCCACCAGCUCCCCUCCGGAAAAUGGUGGGACUGGAGAACGUCCAAAGCCGGACGACGCAGGGCCAGGCGUCCGUCCCCGUCCGCUGGGAGGAGAAGACCGGCCCUGCGAAGGAAGGCUCCGCCCUGCGCCUGACCGCCGCUGCGGAGGCGCCCGGCGCUCAGGUGGACUCAGAGAUCCACAAGUGGAUGCAGGGGAAUCGGGACCCGGAUGGGAAAAAGCAAGGGGAGGAGCCGCAGAAGAAGGACAUGAGGAUCAAGACUCAGCUGGUCCACGUGGGGGUGAAGGAGUUUUCUAGCAGAGGAAAGGACCGACACUUUGGCUACAUUAUCACAGGCUCAGACUCCCUCACCAGCGACCAGGGCUCGGACCUGAUGGAGCGGCUGACGAAGAGGCUGAACCUCCACGCUGCGGACCUCACCCAGCUCUCGGUCCUCGGUCCGGCAUUGACUUUCAGAAUUGGCCCCAACCCCAAGAACGUGACCACUGCAGAUCUGGUUCAAGUCGCAGUCCAAGAGAAGCAGCAGCUGGAGAAGGAGACUGGCCUGAAGAUAGUGGAGGCUGGAGUUAGUGAUAGGGGCAGCCUGACCCAGAUCCCGGUGGUGAAGGAGACCCGCGUGGAGUCGGGCCAGUUCCUGCUGCUCUCCGUCCUCUGCAUGCUCUUCAUCCUGGUGGCGCUGGCGGUGUCCACCACCUUCUAUUGCGUGCGCCAACGCUCCCACCUGCGCAUGAAGGAGAAGCUGGCCAGCCUGGGGACUGACACCAGUACCGAUGCCACGGCGACCUAUCAGGAGCUGUGUCGCCAGCGCAUGGCGACCCGCACGUCGGAGCGCGUGGAGCGGCCGGAGACCCUGCGCCACUCCCGGCUCAACAGCGUCUCGUCGCAGUUCAGCGACGGGCCGGCGGCCAGCCCCUCGACCCGCAGCAGCACCUCCUCCUGGUGCGAGGAGCCCGUGCCGUCCAACAUGGACAUCUCCACCGGUCACAUGAUACUGUCAUACAUGGAGGACCACUUGAAGAACAAGAACCGUCUGGAGCGCGAGUGGGAGGCCCUGUGCUCCUACCAAGCGGAGCCCAGCGGCUGCAGCGUGGGGCGCGGCGAGCACAACGCCAAGAAGAACCGCCCGGACGCCGUUGUCGUGUAUGAUCACUCCAGGAUCCACUUGAAAGCGGAGAAUAACCACGGCAACUCAGAUUACAUCAAUGCCAGUCCAAUAAUGGACCAUGACCCCCGCAACCCCACGUACAUCUCCUCGCAGGGCCCGCUUCUUUCCACCGUGGUGGACUUCUGGCAGAUGGUGUGGGAGAGCGGUUGCGUCGUGGUCGUCAUGCUGACCCCGCUGUCUGAGAACGGCGUGAAGCAGUGUCACCCCUACUGGCCCGACGAAGGAUCCGACGUCUACCACGUCUACGAGGUCAACUUGGUGUCGGAGCACAUCUGGUGCGAAGAUUUCCUGGUGCGGAGCUUCUACCUGAAGAACCUGCAGACCAACGAGACCCGCACCGUCACGCAGUUCCACUUCCUGUCCUGGAUGGACCGCGGGAUCCCCAACUCGGCCAGGACCCUCUUGGACUUCCGCAGAAAGGUUAACAAGUGCUACCGGGGUCGAUCUUGCCCAAUUAUUGUUCACUGCAGUGAUGGAGCUGGCAGGAGCGGGACUUACAUCCUGAUUGACAUGGUCCUCAAUAGGAUGGCUAAAGGUGCUAAAGAGAUUGAUAUUGCCGCUACCCUGGAGCACUUGAGAGACCAGAGAGCCGGCAUGGUCCAGACAAAGGAGCAGUUUGAGUUUGCGCUGACAGCCGUGGCUGAGGAGGUGAACGCCAUCCUGAAAGCACUUCCUCAGUGAAGGCAUCGCAUCCGCCGACUCCUCCUCGCCCGCCGAGUGCCGGUUCCCCUCUGCCCACUGGAGGAUGACGUCUGUCUCUGCCCCCCCCCUUCUCCUUCGCUGCGUUCCUGUCUUCCUCCUCCUCUGCACCUCUCUCUCUCUCUCCCUCUCUCUCUCUCUCUUUAUAUAUAUAUAUAUAUAUAUAUACCGUAUGCUUUUGAAUGUUGUGCCAGAUGUCUCACCUCGAUCUAUAUUCACAAAAACCUGGACCGUCGAUCUGGGAGCCGUGUCAGACCAGCGGGGCCUGACCUGGAUCGCCCCCCCCCUGCUGUGAGCCCCCCCCCCCCUCCGGUCCUCUAUGAGAGUGAUGUUGUUCCUGGACGUACCGUUCAAGCGCCAUUGACGGGCUGUUUACGUGAUGUCAAGUGGGUUUUUGUUCCAAAAUAAGCUCUCUGCCGUUGGGGGAACUGAGCCACACGCUUUGAAAAUGAAAAAAACGGAAAAACCAUCACUUUAAUGAUCGAUUAAAAUACCAAUUUUUUCAAUGCUUUGUCGAAAUUUGCUUCUUAUAUCUGACCUACAGCUUUAAGACACUAACUUUUUGCUUUUGAGAACGAGAAAGCAGAGAAUAUUUGACAGUUCUGCCUAAAAGAUGGAUUAAUAUCCAAAUGGUUGCCGAUGUACAUAUUUUUUGCCUAUUGACUAAUCAUCAUCAUCGACGCUCUCAACUGUAGUUCUGCUUGAGUAAUAAAAUGUAAAGUAAAUGAAGUUCCUGCCUAAUAUUGUACAGAUUAUGUCCCCUAAAUGAAUCGAUGUAUUAGACGCAUACAGCGUUUUGUGAAUAGACUCCUUACAUGUUUCUUCUCCUCUGUGAUCUGAAUCAACCCACCAUAGACCCAGCAUCACGUGCAUCACCUGUUGAAGCGUGUGUGUGUGUGUGUGUGUGUGGGUGUGUGUGUGUGUAUUUUGGGUCUCUCAGCUGACCCGCAGGUCAUGAUCCUUGAUGUAUUCUUAACAUAUCAGGUGUUUUCUAUUCCUCGCUGCAAACAUUUUAAACAUUACAUAACAAGAUAUCUGUUAAUAGUGUGAUACCAAAAUACCAAUUGAGGUGGUUCAUGUAGUGUAGAGAUAGUAAUAAUAGGAUGUACUGUAUAUGUAAGCAGAAGUUGUAUUGGAAUUGUUACUCAUAUUUUUGUCCCUCCAUCACGGGUUCAUUGUAGUAUUUUGUGCCACAUGAAAGAUUAACCCCUCUAUGUACAAUCAAUAAAUGAUGAAUACCUAAAUAGUACUAUCUGAAAUGUAUACCGAGAGCCUCAAUGAGAACUAUAUAUUUUGUGUGAAAAGUAAUAUCCAGAUUGAUAAUAAAUCAGAACAGAUUAUACUGA
Pungitius pungitius (ninespine stickleback) is the source of this 4738-nucleotide messenger RNA. It is a transcript of the gene ptprn2, whose product is annotated as protein tyrosine phosphatase receptor type N2. NCBI's taxonomy places the organism in Eukaryota, Metazoa, Chordata, Actinopteri, Perciformes, Gasterosteidae. Gene Ontology annotation, cellular component: secretory granule; synapse. Gene Ontology annotation, biological process: insulin secretion involved in cellular response to glucose stimulus; protein dephosphorylation; regulation of secretion. Gene Ontology annotation, molecular function: protein tyrosine phosphatase activity. The record is from RefSeq and is a predicted model, not a curated record.